AUGACCCAACAGCUUUUGCCAGACUGGCUAUCGUACUCUCGUAUAGCAGGACAGAAUGCCUAUACUAUUGUACAGCAGCCGCAGACUUACUACGGACCGUCUAUUCCGCUGGGCGGUGGAUGGGACUACGGUGGUCUAACUUCGCCCACGUCUUCAGAAGGAAGCAGCACAGCUAGCAGUAGCAGCUCUGGUAGCUCUAGCCAGACUAGUAGCGCGUCAGACGCGUCCAGUACGUCGAGUACGUCUGGUAUAUCAAACACGUCAAGCACGUCGAGCAACUCAAGUAGCCAAACUAGUAGCUCUAGUAGCUCUAGUAGACCAUCAACUACCUCCAGUUCAUCUACCACAUCUACCACAUCUACCACAUCUAGCUCGUCCACCACCUCCAGCAUAUCCUCCAGUACCACAAAUCCACCAAUCACCUCAUCCACUACUACACCUCUGCCUUCUUCAAGCACAAGUAGCGGCGUAGGCCCGGCAGCUGGUGAUACAGUUGAGGCAAGUGAGACAAGUGACACUGGCAAAAUACUAGCGAUAGUGCUGCCUGUCAUACUCGGACCACUACUCCUUCUACUGCUACUGUUACUGCUGCGAUGUGUAUACAAGCGUAAGAUGAACAAAGACAUAGAGCGGCGCCAGUUUGAAGUUACACCUUUCCUAGCAACCCAUCAAACACGUCCUUCGGAUGCAGAUGCAGCGCUGUACAACACUGCACCCAAACCGACGCAAACGCAAACGCAAGCGCAAUCUCAAUCAUGUCCUAGUACCUGGUUUGCCAUGCUGGGAAGUAAGGCAAAGGCAUGGAAUGAGGAGAGAGAUCGAGAGAAAAAAUUCACUUCGCUGCCGCCUCCACGCAGCCGCGGAUUCAAGACAGAUUUGUCAAUUGAGGAUAAAGUAACGCCAGUGCAGCGCCGCCAGAGCAAUAUGUUCAAGGUAUCGCCAUUGCUAGGAACGUCAUCGUCGAAUGAGAAGCCAUCGCAAAACAGGCCGAUAUCGCAGACGCAGUUCGGCGACAGUGACGGCUGGUCCGACAACCAGUCUGAUAAGUACAGCUCACCUCUGGACAAGAUCCGCCAGAUGCGGCUUUCGAUGCUGAGCAACCACACGGUAAACGAUGACGACAACGAACACGAUUAUCCCAGCACUAGCGCUGGGAUGUGGGGAUUGGCUACUAGCAUGUUUCCUCGUCGCUCAAUGAGGGCACAGCCACCACUCAGUGGCAGCGUUGGAAAGAGAGUUCGACCUUAUAAACGGAUAGAUAACGACGCGUACUCGCUCGCUAACGAUAGUAGCAGCAGCAGUGGGGAUGCAUAUUUUCCAAUCGUGCCCACUGCGCGCAUUGAUGAUUUCUACGAUAACAGUGCAAGUUCGAAAAACUCGAAAGAGAAGAGUAACUCAAGUGGAAGUAUGUCAUUCAAAACAAGCAGCCCGUCACCUAUCCCACCGCCAUUCGCGUUCAAAACGAACCAGGUAUCGCCGUCGAUGUCUAGUAUGUCUCAGUUCACAAACCACUCCACGAAUUCCAACUGGCUUAAUACGGAAGAGCGGGAACGCAGAAUUGGUACAGCUUCGACACGAUCAGGGUCGUACGACACUGCUUCCGAGGGCUAUGACAGCAGGUCUGAUAGUCGCAACGCGAGCAGUAACUCUAAGGAGUCGACGCCCGUCUCUAGUUCAUCGGAUAGCAGUCGACGUCGUCCGCCUGUGUUUCCACGUACUAGCGAUACUGUCUUUGGGCAGAUGAUAGCAGAUAAGGAGAGCGCGUUUGACUUUGGACCUCCCCGAAAUGAUUAUCAGCCUGUCAUCGUGGAAGAGGAUGAGGAUGAGGAUGAAAAUGAUGGUGAGGAAGAGGAUAGGAGGAGGGAGGAAGCUAUGGCUGUCCCUAAGUCAAGGUGGAAAGAGAAUGCACGUCCUUUCCGGGGUAGAGGGGGUAGCCGUUAA
Wallemia ichthyophaga EXF-994 is the source of this 1941-nucleotide messenger RNA. RefSeq lists its product as uncharacterized. NCBI's taxonomy places the organism in Eukaryota, Fungi, Basidiomycota, Wallemiomycetes, Wallemiales, Wallemiaceae. Bases 1 to 1941 code for a protein of 646 amino acids. The transcript is spliced from 3 exons. The record is from RefSeq and is a predicted model, not a curated record.